AUGGCCAACGGACGAGCGGCUGUUCUUGAUGGAGUCGCUCUUGCACAACCAAAGGCUAAUGAAGAUAAAACUCCAGUCCGUGCAGCAGCCGAACUCCAACAAGUUGACGCGUUGAAAAAGAAAGAACAAGAGCAAGUCGUAGUUGAAAUCGAAGAAAACGAAACAACGAGCACAACAACAACGUCGACUACAUCAACAUCUACCCAAACGAGCACCACCACGAAGAAAGCUCUGCCGAAAUUGGAACAACCACCGCUUAUUGAUAUUUCUUCUGUCAAUCCAAAAGCUCAUCCGUUCUUUAAACCCUUCCCGUGGACGAUCUUUUCGAGUCAAAUUUGCCCGACUGGCGUACAAACGCUUUUCGUCGUGCAUACCGCGAUUCACAAUCGUUUACGCCGUGACGCCAUUCGCGCCACGUACGCCAACAAAUUUUGGUAUGAAGCGUACGGCUAUCGUACUCUUUUCGCGGUUGGUCAUCACAAAGAGGCGAUUGAAGAGGAAAGGAUCCGAGAAGAAGCGGCUGAAUAUCGGGAUAUCAUUCAAGCUGAUUUCAUGGACGCUUAUCGAAAUAUGACGAUAAAGUACUUGAUGUGGAUGCGGUUUGUGCGAGAUCAUUGCAAAGAAGUGAAACUUAUCGUGAAAAUGGAUGAUGACAUUCUACCAAAUAUCUUUUGGAUUUUUAUGGAUCUAAAAUUGGGAAAAAUUCACACGAAUCGAACGUUUACUGGAGUGAACUUUGCGGGACCGGUUUUCAGAGAUAUCGGGAGUCCAUGGUAUGUCGCUAAAGAGGCUCACCCAGAAGACAAUUGGGAGAGCUACUGUAGUGGGCCAGCGUUUUUCCAGUCAGCCGACAUGACAACCGACUUGGUGAAACAAGCUGAACAACAUGAGCACUAUGUGUCGGUUGACGAUGCUUGGGUGACAGGAACGCUUGCGAAAGAAAUCGGUGCACACCACGAUUUUACGACUUACGCGAGCAAUUUCCAAUGGAAUGAUAAAACGACAGAAAUGGAUAUGCUUGCGAGGACGCAUAUUUUUGGUGCUUACAAAACGACGACUGCCGCAAAACGUAUCUUCAACGAGUUGAGGUUUAUGUAUGGAAUGGCCACCGAUCCACCUGAUCAUUUCAAGGGUUUCUACAAGGGAGGACCACAGGGAAAAGAA
Molecule: messenger RNA, 1164 nt
Organism: Mesorhabditis belari
Lineage: Eukaryota; Metazoa; Nematoda; Chromadorea; Rhabditida; Rhabditidae
Source: the annotation of a GenBank genome assembly